AUGCCUCGUCAUCUAAGUAGUGACGCGCAUGAAUGGAUUAACGAGAUUAUCACUGUUCCUAUCUAUCUGCGUUGUUUUGCUGGCGACAUCAACGCCAAUACGUGGGGAAAAGCAUUCAGCUGGGCCAAAAACUGCUCUAGGUCAAAAAAGAUCCCCUCCACCAUGGUUCGCCCAGAUGGAGCGAUGACGGAAACGAUCGACGAGACAGCGGAGGUGCUCUUAGGGUCUUUCUUCCCAAGAGAGAGGCAUAAAAGAGACCUCACAAAGAGCGGGCCCCUAGAGUCAUACGAUGGCGAGAUAAACGCCGAAAGAGUCAGGGCGGCGAUAUGGCGGAUGAGUCCUGGAAAGGCACCCUGA
Macrosiphum euphorbiae (potato aphid) is the source of this 357-nucleotide messenger RNA. NCBI's taxonomy places the organism in Eukaryota, Metazoa, Arthropoda, Insecta, Hemiptera, Aphididae. The record is from the annotation of a GenBank genome assembly.